UCUUUACCGGUUCGAUUCCCUCGCCACUGCCCCCAUGCCGACAAACACGUGCUUCCGGUAAGAAACGCUUACUUCCGGCGUGUAAUAGUGACGUAAACAAACAUAGAAGUAGGAAAAGUGUAAAGUAGCGGCACCGGCUCGGUGGAGACGCAACUUCCUGGUUCAUUUUGAAGCUUUCUCAAGGCGGAAGUGAGUUUGCUUACAGAAAGGAGUGUCUUAAACGACACGUGCUUUCAUGAACCGGAGGCCUCUUUAGUCAGACUCUAGGACAUGAAGGCUUCUGCUAAGAUACCAACCAUAUUAUUGUCCUUGAUUUUAGUUAGUUAGCAUUCUAAGGUUUGAUUAAAAAUAAAUAAAAAUUUUUUUUUACAUAAAUACAGUACCUUUAGAACAAGGAAUUGCCAAACAACUCCCUGCCAUUCCUGAAUUACAGAACCAGUCUCCCCCCCAAAAAAGCAUAACGAAACUUGCUUUGUUUUAAAUGUCAUUCCAAAUGCUAAUGUGCUUGGUCUGUAACCAUGCUCAAUACAGUGGUACCUCAGGUUACAUACGCUUCAGGUUACAGACUCCACUAACCCAGAAAUAGUACCUCAGGUUAAGAACUUUGCUUCAGGAUGAGAACAGAAAUCGUGCUCCGGCGGCAGCAGGAGGCCCCAUUAGCUAAAGUGGUGCUUCAGGUUAAGAACAGUUUCAGGUUAAGAACGGACCUCCGGAACGAAUUAAAUACUUAAUCCAAGGUACCACUGUAACUGCCAUAUACAUGGUAAGUCAUUCCACACUCUAGUAAAUGGUUGUUUAGCCUGCCUAUUUCUUUAAAAUUUGUUAAUUUGCCCAUUAAUACAAAAUCCCAUAUCUGCAAAAGCCACAUUCUAAGAGUCUAGCAACAGUGAGCUUUGUUACUAUUAAUAGGUUGGCGCUAAGUCUCUUAUUUGAGCGAUUUUUUUUGCUUCCUUAGCGUAGUUAAGUGUUUGAUUCUUACUAUGUAAAUGGCAUAGGGAACUUCUACUGAUUGGGUGGUAUUCAUUUGCAUUAUGGUAAAAGUUGUCUGCACUACAUAUUUCUGCCACAUGGUAACAUUUUAUGCUUAUCUGCAUGAAGCCUUCAACUACAGGUUAUAUCCAUUUAACUUUUACUCAAGAGUAAGACAUUGAAAUUAAUACAGUAGAUCCAAAUUAGCUAUGUCCAUUCAUAGCAAUGGGUUUACUCUAAGGAGGACCAACAUUAGAAAAUAGCACAAAGGCUCUUUCUAGUCAGGCAGCUGAAGAUAGAAGGAAGCCAUCAGAAAUUCUGUGAUCAUCCCUAGGAUGCACAAUACCUUUGUAAGCUUAAAGGCUCAAAACCUUACCUAGAAUUACAAUGAUGUAAAUUGCUAAAGACAGGAGUGCCAGGCGUGCUCUGGUCCAUGGGGUCACGAAGAGUCGGACACGACAAAACAACAAAAAAUUGCUAAACUUCUCUUUAUCUAGCUCUUGGACUUCCUCCAGGCCACACACCUUGCCAGCCCUGUUUUGCACCAUCCUUGAGUGUUUUCUCCUGGCUGAAAUGUGUCCUUGAACUCUGAUAAUGCCUCUUGCUUAUCUGGAGGAGAGGGGUGUGUGUAUAAACGGACGUGAAGGGAAUGCCCUCUUCAGCCUAAAAAUGGUUCCCCACCUGAUCAGGCAGCACAAUCUGUAACUGUUCCCUUUGAAAUGCUACAGUUGUAUUAUCUAACAGCCCCAAACCCAAGACACGUAUUCAUAAUUUGGCUGCAUUUUAUUUAGAGAAAGUUCACCCUGCUUCUCUCUCCUAUUCAAACACUCACAAGUGAUCAAGAAGUACACACAAUACGUAUAAAAAACAAUGUUUAUUAUAUCUGUCUCGUGACCUAAAGCCAGCAUACCCUAACAUUUUCACUCUCUGGGCAAACAAAAAAGCACAUACAUAUUCCAACAUCACUCCAAGCAGGGUCAGUCAAAAAUGACUUUGUGAACAAGAAAUGGCUAAUUUUCUUCACUUUGAAACCUGCCACCAUCUCUGUUGGCAAUUGUGGGCCACACACCAACCAUCUUCUUUUGAAGUGCAAGGUGUAUGGACGUCUAAGAUUCUGCUGCAGGCAGGCAAAAUAGGACCCUAAGCAUUGUACAAGUAUAAGAACUUAUGACCCCCAACGUUAACAUAUAAAACAUUCAUAAUUAAAAUAUGCAAAAAACACACAAUUCCAUUAAAACAAAGCAAUUAAAACAGGAGCCUUGGAUUGUGAGAUGAAGGGAACACUUGUGCGUAAAAAAGUGCAUCUUCAGAAACCAGUGGCAUGCCAAUGCAGAUGGGGCCUGUAGAAAAAAGAAGACAAGUUAGCACUCUGCUUUGGUUUUGUACUACUGUAUGCCUUCCUUCCACAUAGCAUAUUUUUAUUGGUUUCAUUUAUGGAUCACAUGCUAUGAAUAAUCUCAAAGCAAUUUCACAUCUAUUGCAUGGAUCCUUCUGCUUGUGGGACAUAUAGGAGCAUGGGUUUCAUUGCCCAACACGUUGAGCUGAUGGGCAAUAAGCUUAAUGCUCCCUUUGCUUUAUGCACCGUUAUCUCACCCAAGGCCACUGGAGGAGGCCAGGGAUGAUUUUCAGACAGUGCCCUAACAACCUGUAGGCACAAUACAGAACCCAAAGUUAUGCAACCACCUACUGAGUUUUCUAGCACUCAGAACUAAACUGUUUCAAGCUAGGAAUGAGGAAUGGGAGAGCCAUGCAGCGCUAUGGAAUUUAGUGGGUCUUCCUUCAAAGUAAGCUCACAUAGGGCUUCCAAUAUAUCAACUGUCCUUGGUGCAUCCAUCCUCCUAGUUUCACUUUUAAGUAAUCGCCCCCAACUAGGUUCAUCUUAAGAGUGUGAAAUGGCACCCGAAUUAAUGCAAGUCCCUCCCUACGUCUAGGGAGGUGCAAAAAUUCCAUAAAAGCAUUUUUAUGGUACUUUUUCAACAUUUAGAUGUUUGCCGCCCUGAGAGUUGAUAACGAAGUUGCUUGUGAGUUUUCCUUUUAGCUUCCACAAUUCUUUUUUUUUAAGCGGAGACAGAAAAUAUGAAAUGUCUGCUGGUAUCGCGGCAGACGUUCCACUAUUCACGUGUGCACCGGUCGGAAAGCUGCAUAGUCCGACGUGCAACAGUGCAAAUGUACCCGCAUUAGCUCGGAGACCAAAUUUCGGGCCUCAACUCCCGGUGGCGGGAAAGAGCCUCCAAAGCCGGCAGCGAGAAAAAGGCGCGUGGCAAGAAACUACACAUCCCAGCAUCCCUUGCGCCCUAGGCCUAGCUGCCCCAAUGACCAACUGACGAGGAGCAUGCUGGGAGAUUUAGUACUUCACCUAAAAGCAGCAACAUCAUAACUUCUUAGGGCAUUUUUUUUAGCUAAAUAAAUGUAACCAACAGCUUGCUUUUUCCAUACAAUUUGAAACACCACAUGCCCCCCCUUCUCCCGUUCCCGCCACAUGCCCUCCACCUACCUUGCGCCUGCGAGACUGCAACUUCCUUCCUCCAGUCCGAACUUUUAUAAACUUGGGUUUUUAAUCAUGCUCGAUCCGGGGCUCCCUCCUCCAGCAUAACACAUAACAAGCCUUUUACGGCUGCGCAUUAGCUCUAGGUAAGGGUGGGGCGGAGGAACAUGUAUGUAUCGCUCGAGGAAGUAGUUCUCGCGAGAUGCGCGGCAUAUAAAUAGGCCUCGCCGCGCGGUUUCGGCCUUCUAGUCGAGAACACGUAAGUUGGGGCAUGUUUCCUUUGGGGCUGGGGAGGUUGCUGAAUCCGUCGCCAUCGAGGGUCUGGGAGCCCGGAUUUUGGACAAGCCCACCGCGAGGGGGAUUAGGAAUAGUCCCCGUCUCAUGGGGAGGAAGGAAUUUGGGGUUUUUUUCUUCUUCAGGUAGUGAUGGGGUUAAGGGCAAGUCAGAGGCCCAGUUCAACAUGGAUCAGAAACCUUUUAUUAGACUUUAGCAUCUCAGAAUGUACCUUGAGGUUGAGCCUCUUCAGAAGCAAUAAAUAUAUAAAUUCUUGCAUUUAGAAGUUCAGUAUAUUGAGGGGGACAGGAUUUAGCCAUUGAAAUGUUCGGCCUGAAGUGGUACUGGCAAUCUGUAUCUGGCCCCCUUGAUGUUUCUGUUUGAUGAAUGAGUGGAAAGUUUCAUUGUCGUUGGAUAGGAGGUGGGAGUUGACUAGAAGAAUGACAAAAGUUCAUUCCAGUUGAAAUUUGGGGAUGGCCUAAUUAGAGAAGGGUUUGGGGUUUCUCCCUAAUGGGAGUGAGGUUGCUAUGGAAUGUUGAUCAUUAGAAGACAGCAAGACUUUGUUUUAAAGGUCUGUGGUAUCCAUCAUACUUGCUACUUAUUUGUUUUUCUGAUUAUGCAAACUGCUUUAUGGACUGUUGGUGGAUUCAGUGGGUUUAACUUGGGAUCAAGAAGGUGGGAUUUAAGUUCAUUGACAGGUGUAGAUCUCCCUCCUCCUUUAAAUGGUUCUUAUAUGUAUAAGAACCAUUAUAUAUUAUAUUAAUAUAUAAGAACCACUAAUAUAUUAAUUUAACAUUUUGAAAAGAAACCAUGAAAUGGGAGCUACCUGGGAAAAUCUAGGGCAUCUUAAUUUUCUUGGCAUUGGUGCUUGUGAAUUUUGACACAUUUCUGUCACUGCCUAGGGCUGCUGAUUCCUAAAAAUGUGCUUUGGUCAGCACCCUGCAUCAACUUUGAAAUGUGAUCACAUCUAUAUGGUUCCAUUUGCUACUUGAGGGUAGAAACAAUUUUCCCUACUGCUUUUGUUGCUGUUCCAGCACAAUAUCUGUCACUGUUUAUUAUGUCGUGAGCUUAAUGCACUAAAAAGUUUGAUGUGUUUUGUUUCUACAGCAAAUGGCGGACGACGCCGGUGCUGCGGGAGGGGCAGGGGGAGCUGGAGCAGCUGCAGGUGGAGGAGCUGCUGCCAGGGGAGGCUUCCGAGGAGGCUUUGGCAGUGGAGGCCGAGGGCGUGGGAGAGGCCGUGGCAGGGGACGUGGCCGAGGGCGUGGAGCUCGGGGCAAAGCUGAAGACAAAGAAGUGAGUUCAAGUCACCUUUUUGGUGUUUUUAGGGAGCCUUUGGCAACCUGGUUCCCUCCAGGUGUUUAGACUACAACUCCCAGCAGCCUCUUUCCAGCAUGGGAUGCUCAAGUUUUUUGAGUAAACUUUGAAGAAAUGGAAACUUUCCUUAGAUGGGUUUGGUUUUAGAGUUGCUAGGGUUUCAACCAUGUCCAGUGCCAUGAUCAAAUUAUUGGCAGGGGCAGACUACUCCUAGAAAGCAGAUGAGAGGUGCUAUUUUGGAAUGAACUGCAAUUUUUAAAAAACAAAUCGUUGCAGAUAGAAAAUUAGCAGAGCUGAUAGAUUAUGUUCAAAUAGAUGAAAACCUUUCUUUUGUAUACCCAUUUUUUAACAGCAAAUCCUACCCGUAGCUUUUACGUGGAAAAGAUUGACAUUGUAGUUACUUUUCUGUUAGGGUGGUUAAGGCUGCAGUCAAUGUUUCUUGUAUAUAUGGAAUAAAGAUCAACGUACAAUGUUUGAGCAGCUUGAACUGAUUGCCUUUCAUCCCCCCCCCCCCCCCAGUGGAUUCCAGUCACCAAACUUGGUCGCCUAGUAAAGGACAUGAAAAUCAAGUCUCUGGAGGAGAUUUACCUUUUCUCCCUUCCAAUCAAGGUACUUGCUCUAUGUUAGGGGCUCUGUAGGGUUUCUCAGGACUGAGAAUGAUUCACAGUGCUUUUCCAUUGGUAAAGUUUACCAAGAGGAGGGGUUUAAGUCAGAUCAUUGGUCUAUCUAGUUCAGUAUUGUCUCUACACUGAGUGGCAGCAACCAUCCAAGGUUAAUGCAAGAGGCAUUCUCAGACAUACCUGGACAUUCUGAGGAAUGAAUCCAGGACCUUCUGCAUCAAAGGCAGGUGCUGUCUCUUUUCCCCUAAGGAGAAGAGGUCAGUUGGUGGCUCUCCAUGAUGGCUGUCUGAAGUCAUCUUGUGUUCGGAGCUACUGCUAUGCCAUUGAAUCGCAGCAGCAGGAGAGGUCUGUUGCAUUAAUGCUCUCCUUGUGGGUCUCUGGGGACAUCAUACAUGACAGUGUUGCAAAGGAACGAUUGGAGCCUUAAAGUAUGCUCCCAAUUGUUCCUUGGUAAGCAAGGCUUGCUAUUGUUGCCGAUCAGCUGCACAGCACUGAUCAACUGUUGGGCACUUAAAGCAAGCACUGUAGGGAAAUAUUUCCUUUCGGAUCACAUGGGCAAAGGAAAAUACUGCACUUUGUGUCAGAUGCUUGACAGGUGAACCUGCCUACUUGUCACAAUGGGAAGAAGUCGGGAUCUGGCCAACUAGCCAGAUCCAAUACUCCUCCUGAGACAUACCAUUGUUUUAAUACAGCAAACUUUGUGAUUAAUUUAUGCUUACCACUAGAGAACUGACCAGUUAAUGUUGCCUUCACAGGAGUCUGAAAUCAUUGACUUUUUCCUGGGCUCAUCCCUGAAGGAUGAGGUUUUGAAGAUCAUGCCUGUUCAGAAACAAACCCGGGCUGGUCAGCGCACCAGGUUCAAGGUAAUGUUUUGCAUCCAUAUGAAUUCCAGAAAUUGAUCUAUUUUUGAUUGGCCUCAGGCAACCUUUACAGCAGAAAUUCACCCCAAAAAUUGUUUUCUUGGAGGCACAUUCAGCCUGACCCUGAAGUGUGUUAGUUUUGGCCAGAGCAGGAGCACACUUACCAUUGACAGACCUUGCUCUUUUACAUUUAUGAAUGAACUACUUACCUGUUUGCGUCUGCCUUGCCAAAUCUCUGAGCCAAUCACAUAUGAUGUAGAGAUGCUAGAGAAUUGACAGCCAACGGCAGAGGCUGAUUGGUAAGAGGCAAAGCCAGAGCAAUUAAUCCUCCUCGAAUCAUCUCACAGGGUUGGCUAAAAUUGGGCUCCCAAUUUGUUGCUGGACUAAAACUCCUAUAAUUGCCACUGUUUGGGCUGAUGUGAGUUGUAGUCCAAAACACCUGGAGGGCACCAAGUUGAGGAAGGCAGAUAAAGAGAAGUGGAUUCCAAACGGAUGAAUUGACAUGAACAUCCUGUUUUUAGUUGACAUGGUCAGGGUGCCUGUGUUCCUCGGGAAUGCCUGUAUAACACUGGUAUGUUCCGUUGAGGCUUCUAUGUGUGGAUUUUAGCUGCACCCCUGAUGAGGCUUCUCUUGUCUUCCUUUUCAGGCCUUUGUGGCGAUUGGUGACUACAACGGUCACGUUGGUCUUGGGGUCAAGUGCUCCAAGGAAGUUGCCACCGCGAUCCGUGGGGCCAUCAUUCUUGCGAAGCUGUCCAUUGUGCCCGUGAGAAGAGGCUACUGGGGGAACAAGAUCGGCAAGCCGCACACUGUACCUUGCAAGGUAACAUUUGACACUUUGCCAAACCAGGGCUUGGGACUUCAAAUUAGGGUUAUUCACAUUAAAAUAUCCAUGCCAGUUUCUUACCGUGUGAAACUUGUGUUUGUUUAGGUAACAGGUCGGUGUGGCUCAGUACUUGUGCGUCUCAUCCCUGCACCACGUGGUACUGGAAUUGUCUCUGCCCCAGUUCCCAAGAAAUUGCUGAUGAUGGCUGGUAUUGACGACUGUUACACAUCAGCGAGGGGCUGCACUGCCACCUUGGGCAACUUUGGUAUGUUUCUAUACUUCUCAAUUUACUUGGUUCUGUCUUGAAAAAUGACAGUGCAGUGCAAUAGAUUGUGUCACUGUUACAAGUAAUUAAUGUAAAGGGCAGCAGUAGGCAUCAUGGGCCAUAAGGAAGAAAAGUCUGGCAAGCUGCCAAUUUCUUUAGGACUUUUGGUUAAGGGAGGUGAGAAAUACUUCAGCCUUUGCCAACUUUGUGCCUUCUUGUUGGGACCGAUAGGAGCUGUAGUCUAAAACAUAUGGAAGGCACCUGGUUGAGGUGCAGCUAUACUGUGUGUAUAUGUUUACAGACACACACGCAGUAAGUACUGCCUUUUGGGAUGUGUUUUGGUAAAACUCUCUCCGCUCUGCUCAGUUGUACCUGGCCCAAGUGGUGCAACUGUCGUUUUUCGAGAGGGAAAGCAAAUGAGUUUGUUUGCACGGCAGUGAGAUUCAAUGAAAUAGUCUCCCUGUUCCUUUUCAUACUCAACAAAGCAAUUAUUUUUCCAGAGCGGCAACUGGCAACUGGUUUUGGUGCUGCCAGCUCAGUCUCGUGUACAUUGGUGACCAUGUAUUAUCUUUCUUUUUCUGUAGCCAAGGCCACCUUUGAUGCCAUCUCAAAGACCUAUAGUUACCUUACCCCUGAUCUGUGGAAAGAGACUGUGUUCACCAAGUCACCUUAUCAGGUAAGAGCAGCCUUGAGAGUUGUAGCAUGCAUCUAAGAUGUCUUUGGGAAUUAGCUUUAUUUCAUGAAUCUGUGCUCAUAGGCAGGGGUGGGGAUAAAAGAACCAGCAUUUCAAUUCUUUUGAGGGCUGUAUUUAACAGAAUAUAGCUGCUGCCAUCAGGUCAAGCUGCACUUAGCAGGUUUGACCCACUUCAAAAGAUUACCUGGGGCGAAUGAGGUUCAGAAACAAUUUGUAUGUUUAUGGUCUCUUUGCCUUUCCCUGCAGGAGUUCACUGAUCAUCUUGCAAAGACUCAUGCUACCAGAGUGUCUGUGCAGAGGACCCAAGCAGCUGCUGUGGCAACUACCUAAAAGGUGUACUUUAAAAUAAAGUGACCAAGAGUGAUUUUUAAACCAGUCACGCAAAUCGUGUGUGGUAUUUGUUGUUGGAUGGGUUAUAGGACAUCAGUGCCUCCAGAGGAAAUAAAG
Messenger RNA from Podarcis lilfordi (Lilford's wall lizard), 8750 nucleotides. NCBI's taxonomy places the organism in Eukaryota, Metazoa, Chordata, Lepidosauria, Squamata, Lacertidae. The record is from the annotation of a GenBank genome assembly.